This is a messenger RNA of Lethenteron reissneri (Far Eastern brook lamprey), 3772 nucleotides long. Its product is annotated as protein RCC2 homolog. The record is from RefSeq and is a predicted model, not a curated record. Gene Ontology annotation, cellular component: membrane. Lineage: Eukaryota; Metazoa; Chordata; Hyperoartia; Petromyzontiformes; Petromyzontidae. Gene Ontology annotation, biological process: negative regulation of GTPase activity. Gene Ontology annotation, molecular function: small GTPase binding.
ACCCCCCCCCCCCCCCCAGAGUGAUAAAGUGUUCCACGGCGGAUAAUACUUCACUACGAUCGGACAUUGUAUCAUCAUCAUCAGCAGCAUAAUCAGCAGCAGCGGCUGCAACCGACAUGCCGAGACGAAAAUCAUCAGCAAAGGAUGACGACGACGACGACGAUGAAGAUGAUGAUGCUUUGGAAGAAGAAGAUGAUGAUGAUGAUGUUGGUGAUGGCGAGGAGGACGACGACGUUGAUGGUGACGAUGACGAUUCGAUCAUCCGCCGGGGCGUGAAGCGAGCCCGGCGAGACGACGGGCGAGCGAGCGGCAGCGGCGGCGUCAUCAUCGUCACCUCGUCGUCAUCGUCACCGACACCACAGCCACCAUCAUCAUCAUCACCACCACCCGCACCACCAUCGUCGUCCUCAUCAUCAUCCCCAUCGACAUCAUCAUCAUCAGCAGCAGCGGCAGUGGCGGCAGCGGAGCGGACGGCAGCCAACGUCGUCGUCGGCAGCAGCAGCAGCAGUCUCGAAGGUGCAAAGUUCAGGGGGCAGCUGCUGAUAUGCGGAGCCACCAACUGGGAUCUGGUUGGGCGGCGGGAAGUGCCUAAGCAACAAGCUGCAUUCCGGAAUUUGGGCCAGAACCUGUGGGCCCCUCACCGCUACGGAAGUCUCCGUGACAUUGCUGUGAGCCGUGUCAUCACGGGCCCGUGUGCAGCUCACAGCCUCCUCAUCUCCACACGAGGGCUCGUGUACAGUUGGGGGCGGGGAGAGAAAGGGCAGCUGGGUCACGGAGACACAUGCCGUGUGGACGUCCCUCGAAUCAUCGACACGCUCAAGGAGUGCGUGAUCGUGGACGGGGCUUGUGGGAGGAGUCACACGCUGUGUCUCACAGACACGGGGACCGUGUAUGCGUUUGGAGAAAACCGUCUUGGGCAGCUGGGUCUGGGAAACCAAACGGAUGCCGUGCCAAGCCCAACGCAGAUAGUCUACAGCGGGAGGCAGGUUGUGAAGGUGGCUUGCGGUGCGGAGUUUAGCGUCUUCAUCGACUGCGACGGGAAUCUCUUCUCCUUCGGCUGCCCAGAGUACGGACAGCUCGGCCACAACACAGAUGGGCGCUACAUCGUGCGGGCGCAGAGGAUAGAGUUUGUGUGCGAGCUCGCUCCGCGUCGACUGGCGAGAUUCAUCGAGAAAACGCGCGAUGGGCAGGUGCUCACUGUGCGGGGCGUGGUGAUACGAGACGUGGCAUGUGGGGCCAACCAUACGAUCGCGCUGGACACGCGGGGCCGCGUGUUCACGUGGGGUUUCGGAGGCUACGGCCGCCUGGGCCACGCCGAGCAGAAGGACGAGCUGCUCCCGCGCCUCGUCAAACUGCUCGACCGGCCGGCGCCCGCAGUCAACUCGGUGCGCGCCGGCUACUCCUGCACCUUCGCCAUCAACGUCGUGGGAACGCUUUACUUCUGGGGCUCCACCAACACGUCGCGUGACCCGACCAUGUACCCCAAGGCCGUCCACGACCUGUGUGGCACCCACGUGCGCAGCCUCGCAUGCGGUAAAAGCAGCAUCCUCAUCACAUCAGAUGACAGCACCAUGAGCUGGGGCCCAUGGCCAACGUACGGAGAAUUGGGCUACGGCGAGGGAAAGCAACGCUCCUCCUCCGUGCCCCAGGAGCUCAAGAAGCUGAGUGGCAUCCACAUUCACGAGGUGGCGAUGGGAUUUGCACACUCCCUGCUCUUGGCGCGGGACGAAUCGGAGGAAGACAAAGCUCUCGUCCAUCAGAUCCCAGAGUACUGCCCCCGUGCCCUGUGAUUAAGUCUGCCACUAGCACGCCGGUGUUACUGUCGGGGAAAAGAUGUCCCGACUGUUGAGGUGGCCGGGUGGCUCAGCGGUGCAGAGCGCUGAGCUGGAACCGCUGACAAUCCUCUGGGUACAGAAUCCAGGUGACAGCCGCCUGUGAUUUAGCCGGGUUCUCAGGUGCGGUGAGUUUGGUGAUCUCAGUCCCGGUCACCGAGUGCACACACGCACACAAAAAAACAUCGCCAUGAAAAUGAGCUUUGACACUCCAUUUAGCUUACUUACAGCUCUUAGAAUGAAAAUAUCGGUUUGGCUCUCUAGUGACAAACAUUGGCCUCACAGGGCAGAGUGGGUGGGAAAUUGCUGUCCCAUCUACUGUGUGGACCAGAGGCCACUGAAGGGAUCUCGGAGGAAGCUCGGUGAUAUCUGCUUCCGUGGGCUGUUUUUAAACACGAAUGGACGCACUGCUCUGCGUCUCAUUGACGCGACGCGGAUAGCGCAACCGGGGAUAAAAUCGGGGAAGAUUUUCCCCUAAAAAGAAAGUGAUCUCACUGCUUGCCGCUUCGAGGUCAAGAAGCUGUCAUAGGCAGUGGCCCACCUAUGCCAUCACACAGAACUGUCACUUUCUUUUCACAGUUCCCACAGCUGCGGCACAGGUGAUAUACCAUCUGGAAGGUCUGCUUCUCUAGUACCACCACCCGGCUUUAUGUCUCCCACCCGUCACAACGUCGAUGUGUCCUUCGAGGGCCGCUGUUACAGUCUCGUGUACAGCCCAUUUGUCGCUCCACUGCUGAACCGAGGCCUCCCUGCAUUUGCACUUCUUUCUGUUGGCCAUAGUGUAGCCCCUCCCCCCCCCCCCCCCCCGAGGACAUUUACGCCGGUCGGUGAGGCGCUGUGUCUGUCUUUCGGCUUUGAUGAGCGUUGGGAUAAAGCAGGUGGGGGGGGGGGGGAGUCAAAUUUCGUCAGGGCCUAAGUGGGCUUUCACGCGAUGUUGAUUCUUUCAUGGCCCGGUAUAAGUGAUGCAACAAAAUAUAUUCGUCAAUGGAGCGACAGUGAUUUUUUUUUUACGAUUGUAGUCGACGAUGACCGCCGAUGAGCAGACGAGAAUCAUCGUGCGUGACGACGGCAGCGAGGCCAAAGCACGACCGAGCGUCGUGACGAGACUGAAUGAACGCGUAAGCGGGCCGAGAUGGUUGAGUAGCGUCGCCCUAGAUGAGAGACUCCGUUCACUGAGAAGACCAAACUCUCUAUGACCGUACGGUAUAGACGAACAUUCACCGAGUUAAUCGAUUGGCUGAACUGAUGAUUUUAAUGGGAGGGCUGGAAUUGCUCGCCCCUUACCCCCAUAUUGAAGAACUAAGAGUGUUUGACUGAAUGUUUUAUGAGUUGACUAGACCCAAAGAAUGACAGGAAACUCACAAUCUUAAGACUUUCUCUAAAACUCCAAAAGGCUACCUUUGACUAGUCCAAAACUAUGACCAAAAUGACAUGUUAAAAAAAGUUAACACUGUUAGCACAGUGGAUUGACAAAAGCGGCUGUACAUUCACAAUAAACAAAUAUGUAAACAAACAAAAAUAUCUAAUUUGUGCUGUGCUUUAAUGACCAGGACACAUGGGGUUAUAUUAUGUAUUGGUCAACAAAUCACAUAGGGUUAUUUAACUCUUAUCAAAUGUUUAAACGGACUUAUAUUAACGUGAAUGCGUACAUGAAUUGUCUUUUGAAAUGAAUCUCGGACUUGUUCAAUCUUUGGACAUUCAUCAAUGGUGUUUUCGUCUCAAUUCAUUCAGGGUUCUUGAUCGAAUUUUGUACGCAACGUGUAUGAGGUGUCCCCCACAGGAAGAAUACAAAUGAAUAUUAAUGAUGAUAGCUAAAAACGUUAACUUAAACGAUAAACAAUGAAGACGUUUUAAUGCCAGUGUUGAAAUAAAUUAAACAACCCUGUUUCUUGACUUUUGGGCCAACCCUGUACAUCAAUUGCUGACGCAAAUUAAAGAGG